Lachnellula hyalina is the source of this 1278-nucleotide messenger RNA. RefSeq names its product putative 20S rRNA accumulation protein. Gene Ontology annotation, biological process: maturation of SSU-rRNA. Bases 1 to 1278 code for a protein of 425 amino acids. The transcript has 2 exons. The record is from RefSeq and is a predicted model, not a curated record. Gene Ontology annotation, cellular component: cytoplasm. NCBI's taxonomy places the organism in Eukaryota, Fungi, Ascomycota, Leotiomycetes, Helotiales, Lachnaceae.
AUGGCCCCAUAUGAGAGCGACUCCUCUGGGGGUGAAGACAAUGACUACACCGAAACCAACGUCCUCCUCGGAUACGCAUCGAAAGACCCUUCAGACGACACAAUCAGCCAUCUUGGAGGCAGACCAGAAUGGCUUGACCCCUCUACCCCGCCAUCUGCGGCCCUUGCAAAAUGCAAAGUAUGCAACGACAUCAUGGCCCUACUACUUCAAUUAAACGGAGAUCUACCAGAACAUUUCUCGGGGCAUGAGAGACGGCUCUAUGUAUUGACAUGCCGGAGGAAAACGUGCAGGCGCAAGGAGGGUAGUAUAAGAGUACUGCGGGGAACAAAGAUAUCUAAAAUAGUAUCGAAGGAAAAAUCUGCCCCAAAAGUAGUAUCACCAGCAACGAAGCCUGUUGGAAAUACCGGUAUUGGAGAGACACUCUUUGGAGCAAAGCCGUCAGCCAAUUCAGCAUCCGCGAACCCCUUCUCAAUCGGCACGUCGAGCCCUUCGAAUCCAUUUUCCACAUCCUCUCACCCACCACAAAACCCUUUUGCAACGACUCCCCUUCCGCCAACUUCCGAAUUGGUAGCAGAGCCACCGCAAGAGUCGUCAGGAGAUAUCAAUGCCGACCUCCCAAAAAGCUUUGCCGCGGCACUCUCCUUUAAUCCUUCCAAAUCCAGCACCUUUGGCCCCCCACCAAUCCCGGAACCAUGGCCCUCAGAAUCGUCUCAGCUACCUGCAUAUCCUCUUUACUACCUAGUCGAUGCCGACUACGAGAUCCUGGACAAGGCCGAAGAGGCGCCCAUCCCAACUCACACCAUGGACUUGGAUGACAGCAGUGGAGCAGAUGGCGGCAAGGAGGAUAAAGAAGUAUUCGAGAGUGUUCUUGAUAAGACGUUCCAAAAGUUUGCGGAUCGAUUAGCACAAAAUCCCGAACAAGUCAUACGGUACGAGUUUAAAGGGUCACCGUUAUUGUCUUCAAAGACGGAUACCGUUGGCAAGCUGCUUUCAUCUUCUGCUGGGAAUGAGAAGGUUCGUACAACCGGGGGAAGCGCAAGCGGGAUCCCUAGAUGUGGAAAUUGUGGGAUGGGGAGAGUGUUUGAGGUGCAGUUGACCCCACACGCUAUCAUGGAGCUAGAGAGGGACGAGGAUGGUCUUGAUGGCAUGGAAUGGGGCACGAUCGUGGUGGGCGUUUGCGAGAAUGACUGCGUGCCAAAUAGUGUAGGGGCUGGGGAGGUAGGGUAUCUAGAAGAGUGGGCAGGAGUGCAGUGGGAAGAGCUUGAUACUAGGAGGUAG